Molecule: messenger RNA, 3753 nt
Organism: Mycosarcoma maydis (corn smut)
Lineage: Eukaryota; Fungi; Basidiomycota; Ustilaginomycetes; Ustilaginales
Exons: 1
Coding region: 1-3753 (1250 amino acids)
Biological process (GO): DNA damage checkpoint signaling
Source: RefSeq, a predicted model, not a curated record
AUGUCGACCUCGGACGACGAUGAGUUUGACUCUGUCUUCGACAAUCAAAACUUUCUCGACCCGGAUUUCGAAGAGAGCCUUGCACAAGCGGAAGCAACAUAUACCGCCUCUCAAGCUGUUCACCAGCCUGCCCCAUCUUCAGCCGCCCGCGCCGCUCCACUUACCACACCCAGCUCUUCUUUCAGUCUUCGAUCUCAUCCAUCUGAUCCCGCACGACGCACAGGCUCCCUCGCCCACCCACCAGCCAAGAAGCAACGUCUCGAUCCUGCUCCCUCUAAUCUUAGCCGCGUAGCCGCUCUGCAUGUCGAUCCAGAGCCUGAUCAGGUCAUCGUGCGCGAUCUUCGUGAAGAAGAGUUUGGCGACAAAGAGGACGAAACUUGGUGGGCUGGAAACAAUGCGCUCGAUCAAGUCGAGCAGGCAGCUAUCCGCAUGUCGCAGCAGUUAUCCACAUCGCAGCCGCGCACUUCUACUUCCAAACCAGCCCGAACUGCAUUACGCUCAGCACAAGAUCGAAGCUGGUCCCCGCUUGUCUCCACUCGACCACCAGACCCUGCGCUAGCCGCCGAUCACUCCGCUGAAGAUCACGAGCGCGUGACCAAUGACGAGUUGGAGAAGCUCAGAGCCGAGGUAGAGCAGCUGCGAGCUGCUCAUAAAGCCCACAAAGAGACGGUUGACAGGCUCAAGCAGGAGACGUACCGCAAAUCAGGAGAGGUAGCCGUCGUUCGGCAAAAUCUGACCAAGCUCAACUUGGAAAACUCCAAACUCAGGGAGCGCGAGGUUGUCCGCGAACAGGAGCAUCGAACCACUCUCGAGCGUCUGCAGAAGGACCAGGAGCGUCGACUGCAGCGACUCGAGACAGAAACCGCCUUCCGCAGAGUCGAGCAAGACACAAGCCGACGAAUCUGGCCCUCGAGCGUUGCACGUCUUCCACCCUUAGGCCUGCGUGAUGUUGUUGACCGUAGACAAGAAAGUCAAGCCCGGGCUGGCCUCACCACCCCGACCAAAGCCGACCGAUACGGUGUCCGAGUUGGCAGCAGUAGCUCUGGCCAUCGCCAUAGGUAUGCUGAGAUGGCUGCCGACCGCAAAGAGCCGGGAACACCCACAAGGUCGGAUGUCAGGGCGGCCCCGCCCUUCCCACAGCCUCCCCCCGUUGCCAAUUCCGCCACCAAAGCCAAGGCAUUUCGUGGCUUGCAAAACUCGUUUGCCGACUUUGGACCAGUGCAAGAAAAGAUUCGGCAGCAGAGACAGUCUCCAGCAAAGAUCAGCAAGACAGACGCAUUGCCGCCGGCUGACUGGGACAUGGAUGCUUCCGGAGCGAUGGAAUCAGCUCGAUCGCCACCAGCGCACGAUGACACCUUGAUGAACCUGGACGACGAUUUCCUUCCGGCUCCUCCCAUACACAGGAAUAAUACCGAACAGCAAGAUACCACCCUGGAUCACCAGGAUCAACAAAAGGAGCGCAAAUACCUCGUGGCGGUGUCUGAAAUUCUGUCCCGUCGCAACACUAUUGUCUCGCUCUUGCUCAGCCACUCUUCCGUUCGGGCAGCAUCUCCGGCUUGUUAUCCAUCGAAUCGCUUCAAUCCGUCCUCCUCUCGUCCAUCCGAGCCGACAUCGCACCAGGCCGAGGAAUCCCCUUUCAGCUCGAGCACGCUCAGACGUAUUAUCUCGGCCCAACUCGUUUCCGACUGUCCGCAGCUUUUGCUCUGUCGCUAUAGAAAGGCUGUUGAGACGCUUCUUACCAGCCUCAGUCGAGCUAGGAUCUUAGAAGCGGAAGAACGCGAGAUUGCUUUCCAUGUCUUGUCGGCCGACAACAGCGAUGGCGGUAUCGAAGAUCUCGUCAUUUCCUCAGCGGCGACGCAUCUCUCCAUUGCAAUCGCCUCUUCACUCAUGGCUAUGGCUGGUGUACUGCUGCGUCUGUGUCAGACGGACCUCCUGACGGAUGUGUUACGAUUGGUUUCGUGCCUCAUAUCGACGCUGCCGAGAUUCUAUUCGGAUCUUGAAUGCCUCCAAACCGAUCCUAACGCCAAAAGCGAUGAACUCGCCUUCCUCGGCCUUGGUGAAGUGGACGCGGAGGCGCUGUGGUCAAAGUAUACAACUCCAACUCAUGUGCGCGAGAUUUUGGCUCAGUGCAUCGACGAAUGCCAACAUCCUGAUGCACGCAAAAGUGACGGCUCAAACUUGAGCAAGGAUCAGCCCGCAGUCGAUUAUGAAGACGAUCAACGGACCCAAGGUAGUGCGGCCGCAUCGAAACAAUCAUAUGAUGAUCUGGGGCUUGGCAAUUGGACCUUGUCGUCAGAAGCACGCGAGGAUCUGUUUCAUGCUGUGGUUCAAGUCCUCGAAGCCAUGUCGCAAAGUCCUGAAGCGAGUCUUACAUCGAGCCAUCAUCCUCUACGUCUUCUAUCGCGGCCAGGCGUGUUUCACAAGCUCUUGCAUCCUGAUCGAUCGAGCUCCAUUAUCUUCAGCGUGACUCGGAUGCUGAGCUCGGCUGUUUCUAAUGCCCCGUUGAUUCACAAGUGUCUAGCAUCGAAAUCCGACAGUCAGGGGCAUGGUCGAGCCAGCAGUCGGUCGACCACGGCGCCAAGGGUCAAUGCACGCUUUCCCGUGCUGGAACUCCUCGUCAAGCAUCUGGUCGACCGACGCUUCGACAUGGCAGAGAGCGAAUGGCAUAUGUUGCAUUGCGCCAUCUUGACCUUUCUCACGCAGGCUGCGCUUCGUUCCGCAGACACGCUCAUCGUGCUCGCCGACAGUGCAGCCCUCCUGGCAGCGCUGAUCCGAUGUCUCUCGCUCGAUUCGGACUUUGUGUGGCUUGAGAGUCGCCCGACGUUCAUGCUGCCACCAUGCAUGUCGAAGAUGCGAAGAGCACCAUUCAAACUUCCUUCUACAGCGGCUGGUAAAAGCGAAGCAAUGCCGGGUCUAUCAGGAGCAGACUUCCUAGUUCAGGCAGUAGAACGCAUCGUCAUGGACACGAGGCUUUUGAACCUGCUUUAUAAUUCCCCGCUACCCAUCUCUGCAGACCACACUCACCGAUUCGAUACUUCCAGUGCAGUGAUGCAGGAGCGAACGGGAUCCAUCUCGCUUGCGGCCAAGCUUGACCAACCUGAGACGUACAGCAUGCUCAACGGUAUUCGGCAGAGCUUCAUCGUGGCCCUUUCGCGGAUCGCUUUCUGCUCCGAGCCGGACUGGAUCGCUUCGGAGCGCAAGCUUCUUGCUUCGCUGUUGCGCGAUCUGCGCAAACGCGCUGACCAAGUCCGUCGAGCCAACGCUGAAGACGCUCCGUCAAAGCGCGCUUGGACUUUGGUAGAUGAAGAAAUGGUGGUGGAAGAGGUGCAACAAAACAUUCGUGGGUUGGACAGGAUAUCGAUGCUACUGGAAGCUAUAGCCGAUGUAGCUGGGGAUUUGGCAGACAUUGUGUUGAGCCCAGAGGAGAUCGAUGGUGUUUACGAGCUGUUGGUUUCGGAAGAGGAUGAAGAUGAUGAGGACACGAUGAAUGUGGAUCGGGAAGAUUCGGAUAGGCGAGGAGGGGAUGUUUUGAUGGAUUCGGUCAAGGGCGCAACCGAGGUAGAGGCAGGAAGCGAAACUGAGUCAGAGCCAGAGCUGGUUAUGGAACAGGCGGGGAUGCAAUCCAAAAGGGCCAUGUCAAGGACAAGCUCGAGAGCGAGCAAGUCGGUGUCGCCUACAAAGCACAGGAAUGGCGACAGCGAUAGAGGGGAGAGGGACAGCUUUGAUGUUAUCGAGAUCGACGAUUCUGAUUGA